Molecule: messenger RNA, 1487 nt
Organism: Cydia fagiglandana
Lineage: Eukaryota; Metazoa; Arthropoda; Insecta; Lepidoptera; Tortricidae
Gene: Adss
Product: adenylosuccinate synthetase
Exons: 10
Coding region: 96-1448 (450 amino acids)
Biological process (GO): IMP metabolic process; 'de novo' AMP biosynthetic process
Cellular component (GO): cytoplasm
Molecular function (GO): GTP binding; adenylosuccinate synthase activity
Source: RefSeq, a predicted model, not a curated record
CGAAAAUCUUUUUGCUAGUCGGCGAUUCCUGCGCGCGCAUGUUCACAUUAAAUUCUGUGAAUAUUUCGAAAGUAAAUUAGUGAUAAAAUAAUACAAUGGCUUCGACCGCGAAGCAAGAGGUUAACGGCGAAACGCGGCCUUGUUUUGGCGGAGCGUGUAAAAAAACAAAAAUGGAAAAUAAAGUGACUGUAGUACUUGGUGCUCAAUGGGGAGACGAGGGCAAAGGAAAAGUGGUGGAUCUGCUUGCUGUAGACUCGGACAUCGUGUGCCGCUGCCAGGGAGGCAACAACGCAGGCCACACAGUCGUCGUAGAAGGCAAGGAGUUCGAUUUCCACCUUCUCCCGAGCGGCAUCAUCAAUCCGAAAUGCACAUCAGUUAUUGGAAACGGCGUGGUCGUACACUUACCAGGUCUCUUCGAGGAAUUAAAAAAGAACGAGUCCAAAGGCAUGCGGGCCUGGGAAGGGCGGUUGUUUGUGUCCGACCGGGCGCAUAUAGUACUGGACUUACACCAACAGGUUGAUGGCCUACAAGAAGCGGAGAAGGGCAAGAACUCACUCGGCACGACAAAGAAGGGCAUCGGCCCGACGUACUCCUCGAAGGCAUCGAGAAACGGCUUGCGGAUCGGAGACCUGCUGGGAGACUUCGCGCUUUUCGAGGAAAAAUUCCGCACGAUAGCUGCAUCAUACAAGCGGAUGUUCCCAGCCCUGGAGGUGGACAUCGACGCCCAGCUGGCGCAGUACCGCGAGUACGCGGCCAAAGUGCGGCCUCUAGUGCGCGACACCGUGGCCUACCUGCACCGCGCUCUGCGCGAGGGGCAGAAGGUGCUCGUUGAGGGCGCCAACGCCGCCAUGUUGGAUAUCGACUUCGGCACAUACCCGUACGUAACCUCCUCGAACUGCAGCAUCGGCGGCGUAUGUACGGGCCUGGGGCUGCCUCCGAGCGUGAUCGGCAACGUGUUGGGCGUGGUCAAGGCCUACACCACCCGCGUUGGUGACGGGCCCUUCCCUACAGAGUUACAUGAUGAUGUGGGGCGGUUGCUGCAAGACCGCGGGCACGAGGUGGGCGUGACCACGAAGCGCGUGCGCCGCUGCGGCUGGCUCGACCUCGUCGUGGUGCAGUACACCGCCAUGGUCAACGGGUACACCGCGUUGUGUUUGACGAAGUUGGACAUUCUUGAUACGCUUGAAGAGAUCAAGAUCGGCGUGGCGUACAAGCUCAACGGCAAAAAGAUUGACUACUUCCCGUCCUCGAUGACAGAGCUGAGCAAUGUUGAGGUGGAGUACAUAACGCUGCCCGGUUGGGCGUGCAGUAUUGAAGCGGUGCGAGAGUUCAAAGACCUGCCCGAGAAGGCGCGCGAUUAUGUGCGGACUAUCGCUGAAUUCCUUCAGAUACCAGUACAAUACAUCGGCGUGGGACAGGGCCGGGAAAGCAUCAUCCGGAUAGAUUAACGUUGGUGUCAAACAUUCGUUAGUACUUAGCGUCAUUUA